AUGAAGCUAUCGAACGCCUUCUCUCUCCUCUGGGAUCUGCUAGCAGCAGGGAGAAUUGCACUCCUUCCCACCCUGAAGGACGUCCUCCGGUCACCUUCUCUCAUCUUUCGACCACAAGCUCUUUCCCGAACGUUCAUGGCCUACGUCUGGGCCAACGGGUUCGGGAAUGAUACUGACGCGGGUGGAAGGCCAGUCAAGGAACACCUCAUCACUCCGAAUGCUUAUGGAGUUGUGUUGGAUCUUGGCGCGGGUCAUGGACACACCGUCCGGUACCUUGACCGAGAACGAGUGACCAAAUACGUCGCUCUUGAACCCAACGUCCUCAUGCACCCCAAGAUCCGCGAAUCCGCACACGCCGCCUCUUUCCAUGAAUCCGACGGGACACUCGUGAUCCUCUCGUGCGGCGCAGAAGACGCCACCGAAAUCCUCACCAAACUAUCUGGGUCCCCGGUAAACACUAUCAUCUCCGUCCUCACGAUUUGCUCCAUCCCCAACCCCGAAAAAACGAUCCACGAUCUCGUCCGUGACGUCCUCGCACCAGGGGGACAGCUACUCUUCUACGAGCACGUCCUAAGCCACCGACCCGACGUUGCGUGGUGGCAGCAAUUCUGGACACCCAUCUGGCAGCGGGGUUUCGAUGGGUGCAAGUUGGACCGGCCGUCGCAUCUAUAUGUUCGAGAUUUGAAGAUUGCUUAUGGGCAGGAGGAGGAGGAGCCAUGGAAGGAAGGGGAACUUUGGGGAAAGCCAGAGGAACCAGAAGAACACUUGUUUUGGCAUCAGGUUGGGAGAUUCGUGAAGAAAUAA
Messenger RNA from Coprinopsis cinerea okayama7#130, 804 nucleotides. RefSeq lists its product as hypothetical. Lineage: Eukaryota; Fungi; Basidiomycota; Agaricomycetes; Agaricales; Psathyrellaceae. Bases 1 to 804 code for a protein of 267 amino acids. The record is from RefSeq and is a predicted model, not a curated record. The transcript is spliced from 2 exons.